Molecule: messenger RNA, 1966 nt
Organism: Vigna unguiculata (cowpea)
Lineage: Eukaryota; Viridiplantae; Streptophyta; Magnoliopsida; Fabales; Fabaceae
Product: protein DYAD-like
Biological process (GO): meiotic cell cycle; reciprocal meiotic recombination; meiotic sister chromatid cohesion
Source: RefSeq, a predicted model, not a curated record
GUUUAAAAAAGUGAGAAAAGAAAGGUUUGAGGCCAUGUCGUUCGUUAGUUAGCUUCACAGCUCGCUGGCUUGGUUUCUUGGUACUCUGUCCGCCUCUCACACUCUUGCCAUUGUAAAACUCUUUGCCCUUCCUCUCGUCCCAUCUUCGUUCAUUAAGGUUUCGUUGUUUUGCACUCUUAAUCGGAAUGCAGCUGAUUGAGUUUACGGAAGCUGUGAGGGACCGAUAGAGUUUAACAGAGAGCUGCACGAUGGGUCAUUUGGGUGUUUCUCACCGAGUCAUGUUCAUUGCUCAUCAUGAGGAAAAUGGAAGCAAACUUUCUUCCAGUAUUCCUACGGUGGAGGAAUCAAAUGAUAAAGAAAAUAUCACGAAAGGUGAACCUAUCUUCAUGCCAAAAUUUAAAAAAAGAAAACGCCUUAGCCUAAAUCGUCUAAGAGAGAUUAAAGCGGAUAUGUGUGCCAGUACAAGGGAAAGUAGCAGCGUCAUGCCUGAAACAAAGAAGAGUGAAAACAGAGAUAGGUGGUCAACUAAGAGGUAUACGUUGGCUGAGCAAAGCAUGUGGGAGGUCUUAAAAGGUGAAGGUGCAACGUUUGAAAGUCCAAUUACCCGACCUGCAUUAAGAAUGGCCGUCCGUAAACACAUCGGUGAUACUGGACUAUUAGACCACUUACUGAAGCACAUUGAUGGUAGAUUGGCACCUGGAGGCACUGAGCGGUUCCGACGGCGUUUCAACACCAAAGGAAUCAUGGAGUAUUGGUCCGAGAGUGCUAAUUUGGAUGAAAUUCGCCAGGAGACUGGAAUGCAAGACCCUUAUCGGAUACAACCGUCUAAAUUAAGGGCAGGAAGUGUUCCUAUGCAGAAUAUGGAUUCUGUUGAUGAACUGAAAAUGCUCAAAAUAGAAAUGGCCCAGAUGAAGAGGGACAUGCAGGAGCUCAUUGCAAAAAAGAAAGAAAAAAGGGAAAGGUGUUUGAUGGAGGAGACACAGAAAAGUUUUGUGAAUUGGAAAGCCAUGACUGAGAAGCGUGUAACUGAGAUUUUUACUUUUUUGAAGGGUGUGCAGGGUAUUAAUGAAGACAUGUUGAUUUGGAAAACUAAAGUUGAGCAACAGCUAAUGGAAAUAGACAAUAAAUUGAGUGAUGUGCGACCAUUGAGAGAACUCACCACUUCAAAUUAUCUUCCGGUAAGCUGGGAGGAUUGGCUAGAAAGCACCAACCUAGACAUUGUUCAUGGAAACGAAUUUUCACCAUGGUUUGGGAAUCCUGAGCUGCUUGAUGUUCCACAAGAGAUUGUACUUCAAGAGCCGAACUCUACCCUACCAAUUCAGCUGCAAAGUGAAGAACAGACUAACAUGAAGAGCAAUUUGCAUGAUUUGGUGCCAAAGAAGCUCGGUGAAGAUCAACCUAAUGUGAUCCCUGAUUCUUCUGUGGCUGUUAAUUCUAAGUCAGACCUUGACAAUUCGUUGAUAUUGUAUAAGGAAAUGUUCUUGGAAUUAUUUACAUGGAGGGAUAAAAUGGACCAGCAGUUAUUGGAAAUAUCAAAUACUGUAUAUGGCAUGCUGACAACCGAAUAGACGGUACAUGAAAUCAAAGUAUGGAGCCUAAUUUGAGGAUUCUAAUUUUUAACCAUUUUCUUUUGUUACUCUCAGAGUGUAGGGUUUAGAUACUGUACAGCUUUAACAGUCUAAUGGUGAAGUAUAAUCCUUUUUCCCACCACAAAUAGAAGCUUCACACCUACAGUAAGCUGCAAAUUGUUGAUACUUUCCCCUGGCCUUUCACAGUACAGUCAAUCAGUUUAUUCACGCUUCAAAGUUCACUACUAGGUCUUUAUCGGUAGGACUGUUAUUUCAAAUGACAGUUUUUUUAGUUUUGUUAAGUAAAUUAAGCUCCUCUCGGUAGCUCUUCUGGUAGGCUUUAAUUUAACUUUUUUUGACUCGAGUACCCAUGAAAACAUGUACUAAACCUUAUUUGA